Molecule: messenger RNA, 1049 nt
Organism: Salvia splendens (bonfire salvia)
Lineage: Eukaryota; Viridiplantae; Streptophyta; Magnoliopsida; Lamiales; Lamiaceae
Product: probable E3 ubiquitin-protein ligase RNF217
Exons: 2
Coding region: 186-1049 (287 amino acids)
Biological process (GO): protein ubiquitination
Molecular function (GO): zinc ion binding; ubiquitin-protein transferase activity
Source: RefSeq, a predicted model, not a curated record
AAACUACUCUCCUAAUUCCUAGUGAUUAAUAUCCUAUCACCACAAAUCGCUCUAAAUCCCCACUUACAUAUACAAUUAGUGCCAAUAACUGCAAAGUCCUUUGGAAUUAAGCAUCCGAUUAGUGCUUCCAUACAACAACAAAAGGAACACUCUAAUUUCAUUCUCAAGAUUCAACAGAAACGGAAAUGGAAUCCGAACCGAUCGCCCUCGCCCUCGCCCUUGCCUGCAACGACGAGUACAUCGCUUCAAUCGUCAUCAACACCUCCGAGAAUCCCCAAUCCAACCAAGGAUCCCUACUCUCCGACGACGAUUUCGCCCAUGAAUUGCAGCUCCAGGAAGUCAUCAUCUCUUCCCUCCUCAACCAACCACCCGAAUCCUCCAAAUUACCCGCUGCGGAGGAAGAAGGCGGAGAGUCAUCGCAGUCUCUGUGCGAGAUCUGCGCCGAGAAGAAAGACCGCGACGGCAUGUUCCCCCUCCCCGGCUGCACCCACCGCUUCUGCAACGACUGCAUCUCCCGCCACGUCUCCAUCAAGGUCACGAAGCGCGCCAUCCUCGACGCCCUCGCCUGCCCGGGAACUGGCUGCGGAGGCGCCCUAGACGCCGCCGCGUGCAGGGCAGUGCUGCCGGUUGAGGUGGCGGCGGCGUGGGACGAGGUGCUGUGCGAAGCGGCCAUCGCGGUGGGGGAGCGCGUGUACUGCCCCUACAAGAACUGCUCGGCGCUUCUGGUCAACGACGGCGGCGGCGGGGUCAUCGCCGAGGCGGAGUGCCCCUUCUGCCGGAGGCUCUUCUGCGCGAGGUGCAACGUGGCGCCGUGGCACGCCGGGGUGGACUGCGAGGGGUUCGCGAAGCUAGGGAAGGACGAGAGAGAGGAAGCGGAUUUGAUGGUGCAUGAUCUUGCCAAGUCCAACAAGUGGCGGAGAUGCCCCGGCUGCAACUUCUACGUCGAGAAAAAUGAAGGAUGCCUGCACAUUACGUGCAGGUGUAGGUAUGAGUUCUGCUAUGCCUGUGGAAAAGCUUGGAGUUCUACACAUGGUGGUUGCCAAGUAUGA